This is a messenger RNA of Geodia barretti, 8109 nucleotides long. NCBI's taxonomy places the organism in Eukaryota, Metazoa, Porifera, Demospongiae, Tetractinellida, Geodiidae. The record is from the annotation of a GenBank genome assembly.
UAGAGUUCGCGGUCUCUGCAUGCAACGGCCAGCCAGCUCGGGAGCAGACAGAGCGAGGGGAGAUGGCAGUGAAAAGGCUCGUACUUGUUCUGUUUUGUGCAGCAACGCUCGAACUUUGCAACGGUUCUGAGCUGUGUGAUUCCGACCCAUGCCUCAAUCAGGGAGUCUGUGUCUCCAUCUCUCCCUCUGACUACGUCUGUCAGUGCAUGUACGGCUAUGCCGGAGAGCUCUGCGAGAUCGACAUAAACUUCUGCGACAGCAACCCUUGUCUUCAUGGAAACUGCACCGACGACGUAUUCUCAUUCAUUUGUGAGUGUGACCCUGGAUUUUCAGGCAGGCAGUGUCAGGAAAACAUAAAUGAAUGCGAGGGAGAACCGUGUGGGGAUUUUGGUAGCUGUAUUGAUGGAGAAGGGGAUUACACGUGCGAGUGUGAUUUGGGUUACACGGGGAUAAACUGCGAAACAAACAUUGACGAUUGUAGCCCAGAUCCCUGUGUAAACGGCGAAUGUAGAGAUGGAGUGGAUAGCUACGUGUGCGAAUGUGCCCCCUCGUUUGCUGGGACUAAUUGCACUGUAAUGACAAGUUGCUCGGUUGAGGAGGACACCUGUGAGAAUAAUGGAGUGUGCAACGUUACGCUUGAGGGGGGAGACCGACAGAUCUCCUGUAUCUGUCUGACUGGCUACACGGGUGAAAACUGCAAAACGGACAUUGACGAAUGCUCGGACAAUCCCUGCACAAACGGGGGUACGUGUCACGAUCUCUUGGGCCAGUUUUCCUGUAGCUGUCCCAUGGAUUUCACAGGAGAUACCUGCUCCAUUGAAUUCGAUCCUUGUGAUCCUGAUGUCCUUCCCUGCCAAAAUGGCAUAUGCAGAAAUGGCGAAUGUUUCUGUCGAAAUGGGUUCACAGGCACACUCUGUGAGAUUAACAUUGACGACUGCUCCUCCACUACGUGCUUUAAUGGUGGUUCUUGCAUCGAUAUGGUGGCAAGUUUCAGGUGUGAGUGUGCGGAGGGAUUCUCGGGGGAUCUCUGCAACACCUCCACAUCCGACCCCUGCAGUGCUUCACCUUGUCUUAACGGUGGUACCUGUACCUCACUUGGUAGCACUGAGUACUCUUGUGUCUGCCCCUCGGCUUUUACUGGCGUCAACUGUAGUGAGAUGAUAGAAUUCUGCCUCUCAGAUCCUUGUCUAGAUAACACAACUGCAGCCUGUAUCAGUACCGUUGAUGGCUUUGAGUGCAUUUGCCUGCCUGGGUACGAGGGUGAUAGGUGCGAGACUGAUUUUGAUGCAUGUGAGCUGCUUGCCCCCUGUGCUAAUGGAGGACUUUGCACAGACAUGGAAGGGUUAAGGUACUUCUGUGCGUGUGUUGGAGGCUAUGAAGGAGUAAACUGCAGUGUGGAGAUAGAUGAAUGCCUGUCGAAUCCAUGCCAAAACAGCGGCACAUGUCAGGAUGAAGUUGCCGGGUACAGCUGCAGUUGUCCGACUGGCUACACUGGUAGCGAGUGUCAGGUAAAUAUUGACGACUGUUUGCCCCGUCCCUGUCAAAAUGGUGCCACAUGUGAGGAUCUGGUGGCUGGGUAUGUGUGUCUAUGUCCUCCUGGUUUUACUGGUCAAAACUGCUCCGUCGAGGUAGUUGGUUGUAGCGACGAGCCUUGCGGAAAUGGAGCCACAUGCGUGGAGGUCGGGAUCGGAUUUAUAUGUGAGUGUGCUCCAGGCUUUACGGGUGGCAAUUGCAUGAGUAAUAUCGAUGACUGUGCAUCUAGUCCUUGCCACGGAGCGGCUGCUUGUGUUGAUGGCAUUGACUCGUUUUCAUGUGCUUGUCCGAUCGGAUUUACUGGCACGUUGUGCGGUGACCUCAUCGACUUCUGCUCCUCCAAUCCAUGCCUGAACGAAGGUACUUGCACCUCUCGCCAAAACAGGUUUGUGUGCAAUUGUUCCGAGGGGUAUACUGGAAUUCAGUGUGAGACACGACUCUGCACUCUAGACUGUAGGAACGGCGGUGAGUGCAUCAACGAUGGCACGUUGUCCCAAAGUUGCAGCUGUAGACCAGGAUUCACAGGCUCAUUGUGCGAGACUCAAUUCAGCGUCUGUGACGCCGCACCGUGUGCUGGCAACUCUACAUGUGUACCUCUGGCCAAUGACUCCUUCCUCUGUCUCUGCAGUCAGGGCCUCACUGGGGCCCUGUGCGAAGAAGACAUUGAUGAGUGCGAGACAGAGCCUUGUGGGGACAAUGGCGUCUGUGUGAAUCUGGUGAACGGGUUUGAAUGCAUGUGUCACAACGGAUUCACCGGAGAUCUUUGCCAGACUAAUAUCAACGACUGCAGCCCGAAUCCUUGCGGCUACAACUCCACUUGCAUUGAUUUAAUUGCCAAUUACUCCUGUGAGUGCGCCCCUGGUUUCGAGGGUCGUAAUUGUACAAUCGACACUGACCUCUGUGAUCCUCUGCCCUGCAUGAAUGGUGGAUCUUGCAGCCAAAACCUCACCCAGGGCUCUGUCACCUGUUCAUGUGUGGCUGGCUACCAUGGUCUCUUCUGCCAGUUGGACAUUGAUGAAUGCAACACGACCACUUCUCCCUGUUUUAAUGGAGGGGAGUGUGUUAAUACUCGUGGGGGGUUCCAGUGCGUUUGUCGCAGCGGUUUUUCUGGACCGUUCUGUGAAGAAUACAAUGAUUGCGAUGGUCUUUCUGUGUGCAUGAAUAAUGCUACAUGUGUGGAUACUGGCAACGACUUUGAGUGCAUCUGUCCCCCAGGAUUCACAGGAGUGAUCUGCGACAUUGAAAUCAACGAGUGUGACAGCAAUCCGUGUCUCAACAAUGGCAUAUGCCAGGACAGGUUCUUGGACUUUGAAUGUAUCUGCACUGAAGACUACGACGGGCGAGUGUGUGACAUCAACCUUAACCCCUGUUCCUCUAGUCCCUGUAUGAACAGUGGAGAGUGUACCAACGGAGAGCCUGGUUCGGAAGAGUUCUCAUGCACGUGUGCUCUUGGUUUCACAGGUCCACUGUGUGAAGAAGAUAUCAAUGAUUGUGAUUCAAAUCCUUGCCCCGUGGGCUCAACUUGCCUCGAUGCAGUCAACAACUUCACCUGUUUGUGUCCCCCAGGGUUCAGUGGACACUUGUGCGAGGAUAAUUUCAUCGACAACUGUGCCUUCCCCUACUGUCUGAAUGGGGGGACAUGUGUAGACAUUGGUGCUGACUACGUCUGCAUGUGCGAUACGGGCUUCACUGGACAAAACUGCGAAUUUGGUAUAAAUGAAUGUCUUGACAACCCGUGCUUCAACGGUGGGACGUGCAGGGAUCUGUUUAGAGGCUAUGAAUGUAUGUGUCCAGCAGGAUUCUCUGGUGUGGCAUGUGAGAUUGAUAUUGAUGAAUGUCUUGGAAUUGACUGCAACAACGGAUCUUGCAUAGACUUAGUAGCCGACUUCACUUGCAACUGUGUACCAGGCUACGUGGGUGAGAGAUGCGAGACUGAUUUUGAUGAGUGUGGGGAGGUAGAAUGUCUAAAUGACGGGAGUUGCCUCGAUCGAAUCAAUAAUUACACCUGUGAGUGUGUCCCUGGAUUUGAAGGCCGGCACUGUGAGGUGGACAUCGACGAAUGCACAGGAGUUGACUGUGGGAAUGGCACAUGUGAAGAUCUGGUAGAUGCUUUCUACUGUCAGUGUGUGAUGGGCUACACCGGCUCUGCCUGUGAGGCCAUGAUAGACGAGUGUGAGCAGGAGCCUUGCAUGAAUGGUGCCUCGUGCCUUGACCAACUCAACAACUUCACUUGUCUCUGCCCGGAGGGGUUCCAGGGGAGGUUCUGCGAGGUCAACGUUGACGACUGUCUCAACGUUACCUGUCUCAAUGGAGGUACAUGUCGGGAUGGAAUAAGCAGCUACACCUGCGACUGUGUGUUUGGCUAUGGGGGAGAAGACUGUGGGGAAAUACUGGACCUCUGUUCAUCUGAUACUUGCUCUAACAAUGGUACCUGCACCACAACUGCCCCAGGAGUCAUUGAGUGUUCGUGUACUCCUCUCUUCACUGGCUCUGCCUGCGAAAUCUACAUCGACCUCUGCCUUGAUCCAGAUCGCUGUGCCAAUGGUGGUGAAUGCAUCCCCACUGAGGUUGACAGAGCUCCAGGGUUUACCUGUAACUGUCCCGCUCUCUACAGGGGAUCGACUUGCGAAAUUUUUGAUCCCUGCGUCAGUCAGCCUUGCUACAACAAUGGGUCUUGUGUUGUUGACACAACCACUGAGUUUGGCUACCGUUGCAACUGUUCACUUCUGUAUAUUGGGUACAACUGCUCCUACACAAACCUCUGCUUGCUCAACCAGCCUUGCUCUAAUGGAGGCACGUGUAUCAACCACAUACCAGCUGUGAAUGACACCCCAUCCAGCAGUGAAGGCACCACCUCAUGUGUGUGUGGCCCAGACUUCACUGGCGAGAGCUGUGAAGCAGAAAUCACUCCGUGCUACAAUGAGCCUUGCAGCAACGGAGGAACUUGUGUGUUGGACCCAACAUCUAACCUUGGCUACAUUUGCCAGUGUCCACUGUACUGGCACGGAACCAACUGUACACAAGAGAUCAACAUUGUAACACCAUCAUUCGGUGGUGACUCAUAUCUCUCCCAUUCUCUCCCUGGCCCAUCAAGUUCCCAAUUCAACUACUCUCUAGCAUUUCUCACAUCUGAACCAUCUGGUCUGGUCCUAUACCUAGCUCAGUCUAGUCCCCUCAGCUACAUCGCUCUGGGUCUGGAGUCUGGGAGGGCCGUACUCUAUGUUGGGACCGACUCAGGACCAGUUGAACUGAGUGUAGAACAAGUUGAGGCCAACGAUGGUGAAUGGCAUGUAGUUGAACUCAAUGUAGACACCGAAGAGGCCUCCCUUCAGGUUGACAAUCUAAUGGAGAGAGUCAGUGUUUCAAUAAGCUUCCCAGUGACUGAGACUGACACUCUGGUGUACGUUGGAGGUGUGCCAGAUAUCUCUCUGUUGCCUGAGGAUGUGGCGCAAACUGUUGGACUUGUGGGGUGUGUACAUGAUCGAGCAGCCAAUGGACACUCAGUUGAGCUGGCAGUGGUGUAUCAUGAGGGUCGCGACGUCAAUCAAUGCUCUCAGCCAGUCUGCCAGUACAUUGAGUGCCAGAACGGAGCCACAUGCAGCGACGUGGGGCAGGCUCCUGGCUUCACCUGCAGUUGUCUCCCUUUCUUCUCUGGAGUCUUCUGUGAGAUGGCUCUGCCAGUAUGCGACCCUAACCCCUGCUUCUUUGGAGGUGUCUGCAGAGAGCAGCAGUUUACCUUCAGCUGUCAGUGUCCACUAGGGAGGGGCGGGAGGAGUUGCGAAGAAGAUAUCACUAUCAUCGUUCCUUCAUUCUCUGGAGAUUCCUACAUCGCCUAUCCACCCAACUCCUACAUACCCGCUAGCAUUCAAACCGUCACGAUCUCUCUCACAUUCAAUCCAGUCACUGGCAGUGGUCUCCUCUUCUUCACCAGUACCUCAGAGACUGACUUUACUGACUAUUUCUCCCUGGCACUGGUUGAUGGCCACGCUGAACUCAGAUUCAAUCUUGGCUCUGGCCAUUUGUCCGUCACAAGUGAAGAAGAGUUGGAGCUAAACACUUGGCAUGUUGUCACAGCUACUCUAUCAUCUGGUAGAGGUGAACUGACGGUCGACGACGGACCUCUUAUUCCAGGGUCCUCCCAAUCCCCGUUCACUAUACUAAACACCCAGAAUGACAUCUGGCUAGGAGGAUAUACUAACUUUGUAGAUCUGACGUCAAUCACAGGCACGGCGGAAGGGUUCUCUGGAUGUGUAUCAGAUCUGACUAUCGAUGGAAGAAGUGUAGACUUCAUCCUGGAUGCCGACAAUGGAUUGGGUGUGACGCAAUGUGACACAAGCUCAUGCGAGGCCCAGCCUUGUAUGAACGGUGGUUCAUGCUUGGAAGACGGGCCGUCGUUUGUGUGUGUGUGUCCUCCCGGGUUCUCUGGUCCUCUGUGCAGCCGAGUGGCCGAUCGGUGCGGCAGCGAGCCUGACUUGUGUGCCGAGGGAGCCACCUGCAUCAACAGUGAUGACGGACUAGUUUUCUCUUGUCUCUGCCCCGUAGGAAGAAGUGGAGAACGAUGUGAUGAAGAUGUAGACAUACAGACUCCAGCCUUCAAUCUCACAUCGUUUCUUCAGUACAACCCACACUUGUUUGAUCCACCACUCUCCAUUGUGAGUCUGAGGUUCAAUCCAUCAUCGCCCAAUGGCCUCAUUUUCUACUACGGAGACCACACACUCAACAGGGACUUUUUAUCCGUGGCAAUGAUCCAGCAAAGGGUCGAGUACCGCUAUGACCUGGGAUCAGGGCUUGCUGUCCUGAUCAGCGAUCCGGUCGACCUGGAUUCGUGGCACUAUGUGGUAGCAACUCUGAAUGGGCCAAAUGGAACACUGACAGUUGAUGGGGGAGAUGAGAUCACCAACAACUUUGAGGGGUCUCUUACUGUUCUCAACGCAGCCGGAGACAUUUUUGUGGGCGGAGUUUCAGACUACAGGACAGUUUCUCUACGUGCUGGUACUGAAGUGGGAUUCAGAGGAUGUGUCAGUGAUUUAGAGAUCAAUGGUGUGAGAGUGGAUUUGUUUGGGGUGGCGGUUGGUGGGCGUGGCAUUGAGGAAUGCCUAAUUGAUCCCCUGCACUGACAUGGAAUGUAGUAACGGAGGAUCUUGUCAAGUUAUUGAUGGCUCCGAACCAGUUUGCCUCUGCGCACUUGGUUUUGCUGGCCCUACCUGCGAUUUCAUUGUGGAAAUAACAGUUCCAUAUUUCACUGGACAGUCGUACCUGGCCCAUGAAUCUCUGACUAAUGUCUUUGCAACUACUUCCAUUAUUCUGGAAGUGAGACCUUCACUGGAUGGACUACUGCUGUUCAACCAGCAGACAGAUGGGGUGGACUACAUCGCUGUCCUACUGCGAGACGGAGUGGUGGAGUUCUGGUAUGAUCUGGGUAGUGGGCCAGCCACACUAUUCAGUAGAGAACCUCUGGAACUUGACGAAUGGCACACCAUUGAGGUCUACCGAAAUGGACACAAUGGGCAGCUGAUUGUCGAUGACAUGCUCCCGGUCUUGGGAACCUCAGACGGCUUUCUCACUGGUCUGCAGUUGGGAGCUCCUCUAUUCAUAGGUGGUGUGAGCGACACAGCCAACGUUGAUCUACCCUCCCUGAUUAGAGGGGUCGGGGGCUUCCGGGGCUGCAUCAGAAGUAUUGUGUCAAACUCAGCUUCUAUUCAGCUAGUAUCCAAUGCCAAUCAUGGAGCCGGAUUAGAGGAGUGUCCCCUUCUUUCGUGCACGGAGAACCCUUGUCUAAACAACGGUGUAUGUUUCUUGGAGUUUGGGAAUGGAUCCACUGGCCAGCAGUGUCAGUGCUCUCUGCCAUUCACUGGGUCUACCUGCUCUCAGAGAGUUGAGGACUUCCUAGAGGCUCAGUUCAGUGGACAGAGCUACCUACAGUUCUCGGGUGAUGCCGUAGGAAUUGAUCAGCAACGUAUCAGUACAUCGAUAGAGAUCUCUUUCACCCCAAAUACCCUCUCCGGCCUUCUGCUCUACCUGGGACCAGUUGAUGGCAGCAUUAGCAUGGACUACCUAUACAUUGCACUCUCUGGAGGUCUAGUUGAACUGAGGCAAGUGUCCCAAGAUAUCAUUUGCCCAUAUUAGAUGGUAUAAUACAUCAGGUUUGACCUUGGGUCUGGAGAGGUUGUGGCUCUAACUUCGCAACCUCUACAAGUGGGAGACAACUACACAGUGGUAGUCAAUAGAAAUGGAGGAAAUGGCGCAAUAUCAGUUAGUAAUGGGGACAUUGCUACGACCUCGUCAGCAGCCACAAAUUUUGACGCUACAGGUUCUAUUUUUGCAGCGUAUCUUGGUGGGGCUCCAAGUCUGGCAAGUCUGACUGGAGGAACUUACACCUUUGGUUUCAGUGGAUGUGUGACUGGUGUCAGUAUAGGGAGAGUUCGUAACACUCAGCACUUACCUUUCAGCACUGCCACUGCCAGUCAAGCUGUAGACUCAUGUACAUAGCUAUAGCCCCACCCACAUCUCUAGUCACUAAAAACUGGCAAAUUUCCAUCAUUUCUCCAACAUUAGCCACAGACACAAUACAUUUUU